AUGGUUAGAACCCGUUCAUCAAAAUAUUCUGAUCCUGAAGAAGGACUAAUUUCUAAUGGUAAGCAGAAUGGUUCUUUGAGCAUUGAUAAUACAUUUGAAAAAUUAAACGGGAAGUCACCUAUAAAAAAUGGUAAAAAACAGAAAAAAAGUGAAUUAGAUGAACCAACAAUGCGUGAAUUAAAAGAUUUAAACAAAAAAGAAAAUAUCGAUGAACAUCAAAAUGGUGAUUUAAGUUCAGAGGAUUCUGUCUCUUCACCUUUGCAAAUGUCAGCAGCUGCAUCUACAUCAGAUUCUGGUAGUAUUGUUAAGGAACCAACAACAAAACCUUCAAUUACUGAUGCAGCAAAUGCACUUGCAACUGAUUCAACAAAUGCAUUGUCGUAUGCAGUGUCACUGACGCAAUCAUUGUUGUCUUCUGAUAGCAAAAAAAUAGAUGAUAUUCUAACAGGGGCUAUAUCACAAAGAGAAAUCAAAGAUACAGUGAAAGAUCUUCCUACAAUUCAUGUCAUUCGUUUAUUAAAAUAUAUUGAAGAAAAACUAAGAGAAAGUACUGGAGGUCAUGUUGAGCAAUUGAUACGUUGGAGUGGUAUAGUAAUUUCAGCUCACAUGUCUUACUUAAUGACUGUUUCUGAUCUUGAAAAACAACUAGGAUCUUUCUUUUCAUGGAUAAAAAAUAGAGUUUCACAUAUGGAAGCACUUUUUAUCUUAAAUGGAAAAUUAGGAUUAUUAUGUGAACAAAUUGAUAAAAGAUGUAAUGUUGUAUCGUAUGCUGAUCAGAAACCUUUAAUGGUCUUUCAUCCAGAUGAUGAAAGUGAUAAUGAAUUAGAACAAAUUACUGCUCUUGAAAAAGAAGUUUUUGAUGCUGCCAAUGAGGACGAUGACUGGUGGAAAGAGGAUGAAGAAAUUCAAGAAAAGAUAAAUGUUAAAGUUCAAUGUGUAAAAAAGAAGGAUAAAGGUAAAAAAAGGCAUGCUGAUCAGGAGGAUGAUAGUGAUGAGGAUUUGGAAGAUUUAGACGAACAGAUGGAAGUUGAUAAUGAUGAAUAA
Strongyloides ratti is the source of this 1044-nucleotide messenger RNA. RefSeq names its product Small-subunit processome, Utp12 domain-containing protein. The record is from RefSeq and is a predicted model, not a curated record. The transcript is spliced from 3 exons. Lineage: Eukaryota; Metazoa; Nematoda; Chromadorea; Rhabditida; Strongyloididae. The coding region runs from base 1 to 1044 and encodes 347 amino acids. Gene Ontology annotation, cellular component: nucleolus. Gene Ontology annotation, biological process: maturation of SSU-rRNA from tricistronic rRNA transcript (SSU-rRNA, 5.8S rRNA, LSU-rRNA).